Molecule: messenger RNA, 2501 nt
Organism: Nyctereutes procyonoides (raccoon dog)
Lineage: Eukaryota; Metazoa; Chordata; Mammalia; Carnivora; Canidae
Gene: SLC10A6
Product: solute carrier family 10 member 6
Exons: 6
Coding region: 2-1135 (377 amino acids)
Biological process (GO): bile acid and bile salt transport
Cellular component (GO): membrane
Molecular function (GO): bile acid:sodium symporter activity
Source: RefSeq, a predicted model, not a curated record
GAUGAGAGCAAACUGUUCGAGCAGCUCAGCCUGCCCUGUUAACAGUUCGGAGGAGGAGCUGCCAGUGGGGCCGGAGGUACAAGGGAACCUGGAGGUUGUUUUCACAGUGGUGUCAUCCGUGAUGAUGGGCCUGCUCAUGUUCUCCUUGGGAUGCUCUGUGGACUUCCGGAAGCUCUGGGCGCACAUCAAGAGACCCUGGGGCAUUGCUGUGGGACUGCUCUGCCAGUUUGGCCUCAUGCCUCUUACAGCCUACCUCCUGGCCAUCAGCUUCUCUCUGAAGCCAGCCCAAGCUAUUGCUGUUCUUGUCAUGGGGUGCUGCCCAGGGGGAACCAUCUCGAACAUUUUCACCUUCUGGGUCGAUGGAGAUAUGGAUCUCAGCAUCACCAUGACAACCUGUUCCACAGUGGCUGCCCUGGGGAUGAUGCCGCUCUGCCUCUAUCUCUACACCUUCUCCUGGAAUCUUGAGCAGAAUCUCACCAUUCCAUAUCAGAACAUAGGAAUCACCCUUGUGUGCCUGACCAUCCCCGUGGCCUUUGGUAUCUAUGUGAAUUACAGGUGGCCUAAGCAAUCCAAAAUCAUUCUCAAGAUUGGGGCCAUUGUUGGUGGGGUCCUCCUUUUGGUGGUCGCAGUUGCUGGUGUGGUGUUGGCAAAAGGAUCUUGGAAUUCAGACAUCACUCUUCUGACCAUCAGUUUCAUCUUUCCUUUGAUUGGCCAUGUCGCGGGCUUUCUGCUGGCACUUCUUACCCACCAAUCUUGGCAGAGGUGCAGGACGAUUUCCUUAGAAACUGGAGCUCAGAAUAUUCAGAUGUGUGUCACCAUGCUCCAGUUAUCUUUCACUGCCAAGCAAUUGGUCCAGAUGCUUAGCUUCCCAUUGGCCUAUGGACUCUUCCAGCUGUUGGAUGGGUUUCUCAUUGUUGCAGCAUACAAGAUGUACAAGAAGAGACUGAAGAAUGAACACAGAAAAAGGGACACAGGUUGUGCAGAAGGCUGCCAUAAAAAGAAAUCCAGUUCUCCUAAAGAGACUGGUGCUUUCUUGGAGCUGAAUGAAGAAGUUGCCAUAACUCCUGGACCAUCAGUUGCAGUGGAUCUCCACACAGCUCUUGAACCAAGCAGCCACAUCACUUCAUGUACCUAGUAAGGUUUGCUGGCCUGGCUGGUCUUCAUCUUCCUCAGUGGCCAGUAAAGACAGUGCAGAGUUGACGUGUGUAUCUCAUUGGCAGGGCCUGUGGGAAUAUUUGAAUAUUUAUAUUUUCAUGUGGUUUGUGAAUUGUUAUAGGAUCCAUUUUUGGGAAUCUAUUUGGCCUAUUCCUGGGAGCUUUUUUUGGGGGUGGGGGGUUGCACAAUAUAUUUAUUGGCUGCUGUGUGUGUUCUUAUCUUCCUUUGCAGUGAAGAGUAACACUUGUUGUCAUGUGAAAUCUUCCUGGAUUAGAUAUAGCCUCCCACUGCAUACAACUUUUAUAAAAAAAUGUGGCCAUUUUUUAAGGGCUUGGAAAUCUUUUUUUGGAUUAUAGAUAUAAUACAAGUGUAGAGGGAAUUAAUGACCACUUGAGGUUAAAAUGUGAAUGCCCCGUAUUUUCACUUCCUCAUGAUAGGCUCAUGUAUAGCCUUCUAAUUUUUGUUUAUAUCAUUUUAAGAAACGUUGAGAUCUUUCCAUAUAUACUGUCUCGUAAGUCACUUAAUGACAUAUUAUGGAGAAUCUUGACAUGGCAGUCUUUGUUGACUACCUCAUUAUUUAGAACAAUGGCUUCAUAAAAGUAUUCCAUUGCAUCGAAGGACUAUAAUUUAUUUAACCAUUCCUUAUUGGUGGGCAUUUAGAUAGCUUUGAAGUUAUUGGUAUUACAAUGCUGCUACAAAUACCUGUACUGUUGUGCAAUGGAGGAUCACUUCCUGUGACUUGAAUUGCCAGGCCAACCUCAUAUUAAAACGUUGGACAGGCUGCUGUCCAGUGAUGUAUAGCAGUGCCUGAGUGGGGUUGGCUUCCCAUAGUUGCACCAGUCUAAAGAAUGAUCAAUUCUGAUUUGUAAAAAUAUCUCAUUUAAAAUUGCACUUAGAAAAUUAUGAGUGAAGAGUAUUUUUCAUGAUUACUUGCCUAUUCAUGUCCUUUGCCUUUCUAUUGUACUUUUUCCUUUUUUAUUGAUACAUUGUAACCUAUUAUGGAUAUGACCCUCUGUCUUGUUUUGUGAAGAUUUUACCUACUUUUAAUCUUUUAUCCUUUUUCUCUUUUGCCAUAUAGAAGUUUUAUAUUUUUUACAUAUUCAGCUUUAUUAGUCUUUUAAAAAAUGCUUUUUGACCUUCAUAUCUGUCAAAUACUAGAAUAUUUAUAUUUCUGUGUGUAUUAUGAAUUGUGAUAGCAUUUCUUUUUGAGAAUAUAUCUGGUCCCUUUGCGGGAAGUUGUUUGGGGGUUUGCAUGAUGUAUUUACUAUCUUGCUGUGUGUACUGUCUGGCAGUAGGUAAAACCCAUCCCCCUCUAUUCUUACAUUAUUAAAAAUAUUUCCCAUAUA